Messenger RNA from Nicotiana tabacum (common tobacco), 2393 nucleotides. Its product is annotated as LEAF RUST 10 DISEASE-RESISTANCE LOCUS RECEPTOR-LIKE PROTEIN KINASE-like 1.1. NCBI's taxonomy places the organism in Eukaryota, Viridiplantae, Streptophyta, Magnoliopsida, Solanales, Solanaceae. The record is from RefSeq and is a predicted model, not a curated record. Gene Ontology annotation, molecular function: protein kinase activity; ATP binding. Gene Ontology annotation, biological process: protein phosphorylation.
CUUACCUUCUGCUUCAGAAAGAAGGUACAUGCUUAUUAGACUCUGUUUAAAAUAGACAAAAAGAAGCAGAAAAAUCUCUUAGAUUAAGAGUCAAUAAGUCAAGUCUUUACAUUAUAGUCAAUGAGGAAGAAGAGUGGAAAAUUCUUCCAUCUUGUCCCUCCUUGAAUCUUGUUUCCCUUCCUCAAAGUCUUUGUAAACCAAUUCCAAGGCAACUGAUAGAAAAUUAAACCAGAAAACAAGGUUAAUAUUGCAGAAUAAACCAUUAACACCCUUCUUUUCUUAUUUUCUUGUUUUUCUUGUUCCAUAUAGGAGUACAUGGUAUGGCUUCUACUUUCUUGUUUUUGUGUUGUUUACUGAUCUUUAACCUACCUCAACUACAAGGUAACUCCAAAUCCAACUGCACCGAGGAAUUCGAGUGUGGAAAUCUUGGAGUUAUGAAGUUUCCUUUCACAAAUUCUAGCAACCCCGAGUGUGGAAUAUACAAGUUUGAUUGUCAGGCUAAACCAUAUCCAAAGAUUGAACUUGGUAAACACAAGUAUGAUGCUUUAGUGAGGAAGAGUGAUUUUUUCCUUCUUUCAGAUUCUGAGCUUCAGAAAUACUUAGAAAACAAAAGUUGCAAGUCUUUUAACAAAAAAUUCUCAUUUCCAAACUCCCCUUUGAUUUCUUUCCAAAUUAUUCCUAACUUAACUUUGUACAGAUGCAACCAUAGUCAGGACAUCAUGCAGAAGAAAACUGAUGCCUUUUUUCAUGAUUUUGAGAAUUACAGCAAGUGUAAAGAUUUCAAUGUCUAUUAUCACCAUCCCAAUGAAACAUUGGGAAAUUCUAGUCAUAAGAUAAGUGGCAAACUUCCAGAUCACUGUUCAAUAAUACAAUUGCCAAUUCCUUUGCCUACACCAUCAAAACCAUAUGCAAGUGACUUGUUUGAACUGUUGAGUUCUAAUAUUCUGCUAGAAUGGGAGUUGUCCAAUGAUUGUCAUCACUGUCUUGACAAAGGAGGGAAAUGCCUGAUCGGUCGCGACCACAAAUUUCAUUGUUCCAAAGGGAAAAAAGAAAAAAGUAAGCUGAGAAUGAUUCUGGCUGCAGUUUUUAUUGGAGUUGGUUUGAUCCUAGUAUCUUCCAUUGUCAUCCUUUCUAUCUGGCGUCGCAAGAGAGGGAAGAGUGGUUCUACACAAUUUCGUCGGGAGAUUGAGGUAGAGAGCAAAUAUUUUGGAUUUCAGGUUCCAGUUUUCUCCUAUGCUGAACUUAAAGAAGCCACUAAUAAUUUUGAUCCCUCAAAUGAGCUUGGAGAUGGAGGUUUUGGAACUGUAUAUUAUGGAAAACUAUAUGAUGGAAGGGAAGUAGCAGUAAAAUGCCUAUAUGAGCACAACUGCAAAAGAAUGCAGCAGUUCAUAAAUGAAAUCGAAAUUCUUACUCGUUUGAGGCACCAAAAUCUUGUGUCUCUUUAUGGCUGCACAUCAAGACGAAGCCGUGAACUUCUCCUUGUUUAUGAAUUCAUUUCCAAUGGAACAGUUGCUGAUCAUCUUAACAGCGAAAGAGCAGAAGAGGGAUCGCUCACGUGGCCAAUCCGUAUGAGUAUUGCUGUAGAAACUGCUAGUGCAUUAGCCUACCUCCACGCUUCUGAUGUGAUACAUCGCGAUGUCAAGACUAAUAACAUUCUUCUUGACGACAACUUUCGUGUCAAAGUUGCAGAUUUUGGGCUGUCAAGACUUUUCCCCAACGAAGUUUCUCACAUAUCCACUGCUCCUCAAGGAACUCCUGGAUACGUCGAUCCUGAGUAUCAUGAGUGUUAUCAACUUACUGACAAAAGUGAUGUUUAUAGUUUCGGGGUUGUUCUUAUCGAGCUGAUAUCAUCAAUGCCCGCUGUGGACAUAACUAGGCAUAAACACGAGAUCAAUUUGGCUAACUUGGCAAUAAACAGGAUACAAAGAUGUGCAUUUGAUGAACUGAUUGAUCCAUCGCUCGGGUUUACAUCAGAUACACUUGUUAAGAGAAUGACUAUCUCUGUCGCGAAGCUAGCUUUUCGAUGCUUGCAACUUGAGAAAGAUAUCAGGCCAACAAUGGAUGAAGUAUUGGACAUUUUAAGAAAGAUUCAGAGUGGAAAAUUCCAAAAUGAGAAGACAUUAGAGUCUAGUGAUAGUUUUAACUUAAUCAAGUCUAAGAGUGUUAAUAUCCCUCCCUUUUCCCCUGAAUCAGAUAAGGUUGCACUGCUCAAGAAAGUUAAGUUCCUAAGUUCAUCGGAUUCUAAUAGUGAGAUAUGGAUUAGUGGCUCUACUACAACAAGCACAAGUGAGUGAGUAACUUAAGAAUUUACAAAAGAAUGUAUUUUCAGACUUCAGAAUAUACUAUAGGUAAUGCACAUAUAAUAAAUAGGUUAUGCUUCUUUUGCUUUUCAA